Molecule: messenger RNA, 963 nt
Organism: Erythranthe guttata (spotted monkey flower)
Lineage: Eukaryota; Viridiplantae; Streptophyta; Magnoliopsida; Lamiales; Phrymaceae
Source: RefSeq, a predicted model, not a curated record
AUGGGAGAGUUCUUCGAUUCCCUCUCCAAAAAAGCACCAGUUUCUUUCAACGACUUGCUCCGAAGAGCCAAAAAAUACAUCAACGCGGAGGAGGCACGCCGAAGUAGGACCUCAGAGCCUGCCUCGAUAGGUGAGAGGCGCAAGGAUAAGAUUCGAGUGGAGAUAAGGAAGCAAGAGCCCUUUCUACGCAAGGAAGCAGGCGCGGAACGGCGCACAGGGCACCGUUUUGAAAACUAUGCCCCCUUGAGCACUGCUCCAUCGGAGAUCUUGACGGCUACUGUAAAUCAUCCGAAGCUCAAGUGGCCACGUACUUACUCAGAAGUCCUGAAGAAGCCCGCUAGUGCUGGGCCUUAUUGUCGUUUUCAAAACGAACAUGGGCACUCCACCGACGAAUAUCAGCAUCUCAGAGAUGAAAUCGAAAGAUUAAUCAGGAUGAAGAAACUCUCGGAGUUCGUCGAGAGUAGUCCCGGGUCUACCGCCAAGUACCCGCGGAAAGGAGGGAAUGGAAGUGCACGAGUUCUCAACAAGUCGGAAAAAGAUACCGACCCUCAACCUCCUAACAACUACAUACACACCAUAUUUGGAGGCCCUAUGGGCGGGGACUCGAAUCGGUCCCGCAGGGCCCACUUGCGAAAGCUACAAGAGUUGAGAGGAGAGCUCGCGAUGAUGUACCGGGUGUCCAUCGCCCCGCCCAUUACCUUUGGAGUAGAAGACGAGACGGGGAUUCAGCAGCCGCAUAACGAUGCCUUAGUGAUCACUGCCAUGGUGGCGAACUACGACGUGGCAAGGAUACUGAUAGACACACGCAGCUCGGUGGACAUAAUAUAUUACGAGUGCUUUAAACAGAUGCGGCUGAACGUUGAAGUGCGGAGAGUGGAUACAACCCCUAUAGGAUUUGCGGGGGAAGUGGUGCAGCCAAUGGGUGAGGUAACUCUGCCAGUAUCACUAGGAAUCGACCCCUAA